UGGCAGCUUUCUUCCUGUGAACUGCUGCCGGCGACUUCGUGCUGUAAAACCAGAGUUCCAUGACCUACACGUGCUUUGGUGCUCUGCUCCCCAAAAGCAGUCAUGUAUUAGUUUUUUCCGAUGCUUCAUCUUGUUCCAGAGGAGUUACUUUGGUUUUCUGGAAUACAAGGUGCUCAAUGAACCGGGAGCCCCCAUGAAUGAAACAGCCAGCUCUUGCCAGCCGAUGGCUAAAAACUGCACCUCGCAUGUAGCGGGGAUGGCACAAGAGGACAGCCACCAGGAUCAGGUUCCACCCCCUUUCUAUCAUGAAGCCAGUCAGGAACUUGAUUUGUCCACCAAAGUGUACAAAAAGGAGUCUGGGAGCCCUUAUUCUGUAUUGGUGGACCCAAAAGCAAGUAAGCCGCAGCUCCACGAAAGAGAGGAGCAGCCAUAUUUCAGGGAGGACAGAACAGUAGGAGAGGCCCGAGCCGUGAAAGAAGACAGGGAGAACUCUGACGACUUGCAGGAGGAGGAAGAGGAGGAAGAUGAAGUGACUUACAAAAGGGAGCAGAUAAUAGUCGAGGUAAACCUUAACAACCAAACCUUAAAUGUAUCAAAAGGGGAGAAAGGGGUCCCCUCCCAGUCCAAAGAAACUGCUGUUCUUAAGACCAGCAGUGAGGAAGAGGAGGGUGACAGUGGGGAGGAAGAGGCCACUGAAGACAGUAAUGAUUAUGAGGAAAAUGAGAGGCAGAAGAAAAAAGAGCAAAGAGAGGCGAAAGAUAGUGUUGCACAAAGGAGGACGCGGAGAGCUGCGUCUGCUGCAGCCACCACAACUUCCCCUACUCCCAGAACUACACGGGGGCGUAGAAAGAGCGUUGAACCCCCCAAGCGUAAGAAGAAAGCUGCAAAGGAGCCCAAGGCACCUGUGCAGAAAUCAAAGUGUGAAGAAAAGGAGACUUUGACCUGUGAGAAGUGCCCCAGGGUGUUUAACACACGCUGGUAUCUGGAGAAGCACAUGAACGUCACUCACAGGCGCAUGCAGAUCUGCGACAAGUGUGGGAAGAAAUUUGUUCUAGAAAGUGAGCUCUCCCUUCACCAGCAAACAGACUGUGAAAAAAACAUCCAGUGCGUUUCCUGCAACAAAUCGUUCAAGAAGCUAUGGUCCCUUCACGAGCAUAUCAAGAUUGUCCACGGCUAUGCAGAGAAAAAAUUCUCCUGCGAGAUAUGCGAGAAGAAGUUCUACACCAUGGCUCACGUGCGCAAGCACAUGGUCGCACAUACCAAGGACAUGCCAUUCACGUGUGAAACCUGUGGAAAAUCCUUCAAACGCAGCAUGUCACUCAAGGUUCAUUCUUUGCAGCAUUCUGGCGAGAAGCCUUUCCGAUGUGAGAACUGUGACGAAAGGUUUCAGUACAAGUACCAGCUUCGUUCCCACAUGAGCAUUCACAUCGGACAUAAGCAGUUCAUGUGCCAGUGGUGCGGUAAAGACUUCAACAUGAAACAAUACUUCGAUGAGCACAUGAAAACCCACACUGGAGAGAAGCCCUUUAUCUGUGAAAUCUGUGGCAAAAGCUUCACCAGUCGGCCCAACAUGAAGAGGCACCGCCGAACUCACACAGGGGAGAAGCCAUAUCCGUGCGACGUGUGUGGCCAGCGGUUCCGCUUUUCCAACAUGCUGAAGGCGCACAAGGAGAAGUGCUUCCGCGUCACCAGUCCAGUCAAUGUGCCGCCUGCUGCCCAGAUACCCCUCGCCACGGCCUCUCCUGCCACCACUGUACCUUCUGUUGCGAACACACCCAAUGCCCCAACCCCAACUCCACCCAUUAAUAUGAACCCGGUGAGCACACUUCCUCCCCGCCCUGUCGCCCACCCGUAUUCUCACCUGCACCUUCACCCACACCAUCCGCAUCACCUGCCGGUCCCCCCUGUCCCUCACUUACCCCCACCUCCAGCUCUGUUUAAGAGCGAGCCUUUAAACCACAGGGGCCAAGGCGAAGACAGUUUUCUGCGGCACCUGGCAGAAAAAAACAGCUCAGUACAGCACCACUAACUGCUUGUCUUCGGCCUGCCAUUCUCUUGGUCUUUUGCACAUGGAAGUGUGCCCCCUCCAC
This is a messenger RNA of Euleptes europaea (tarantolino), 2090 nucleotides long. It is a transcript of the gene ZNF652, whose product is annotated as zinc finger protein 652. Gene Ontology annotation, molecular function: RNA polymerase II cis-regulatory region sequence-specific DNA binding; DNA-binding transcription factor activity, RNA polymerase II-specific. The coding region runs from base 194 to 2029 and encodes 611 amino acids. Gene Ontology annotation, cellular component: nucleus. Lineage: Eukaryota; Metazoa; Chordata; Lepidosauria; Squamata; Sphaerodactylidae. Gene Ontology annotation, biological process: regulation of transcription by RNA polymerase II. The record is from RefSeq and is a predicted model, not a curated record. The transcript is spliced from 5 exons.